This is a messenger RNA of Debaryomyces hansenii CBS767, 918 nucleotides long. RefSeq lists its product as uncharacterized. The coding region runs from base 1 to 918 and encodes 305 amino acids. The record is from RefSeq and is a predicted model, not a curated record. The transcript has a single exon. Lineage: Eukaryota; Fungi; Ascomycota; Pichiomycetes; Serinales; Debaryomycetaceae.
AUGGUAGUAUUAGUAAUCACUCAUACGUCUACUUUUGCAUCAUAUCUAAUAGCAUUUUCGAUAUUUUUAUAUUAUCGAAGUAGAAGAAGAUCUAUGAAGAUAAUUGUGGUUGAGUUAAAUACUAUCAAUUUAAAUAAAACCAACCACGAUAUAAAACCAUGGUGUGGUGUAACCACCUUAAAUAACUUACAUUUUGAUAACCAUGAUUUUGUUUUCAAUCAUUUUCUAUUUGGAACCCUACUACUGUCUGAAUUAGGAAUGUUGGCAUUGAAACUGGUAAACAUUUCAACAAGAAUUGCAAAUAAACGGCCGCUAAAUAUGGAUAUCCCCCUAAACAGCCAGAAUGAUGUUAUCCAGGUAUCGUUAUCAGAUACUAAGUCGAAUACAGUGGGACUUAUUUAUCAUCCUAUACUUAUAAUGAACAAGCUUAGAUUUAUAAUGUCCUCAUCAAAUCAGGCAGUGUUUACUUCACUUGCCAGUAACCUGAAUAUUAACAAGUUGAUUGAUAGCAUUAAAAAAUCAGAGCCGUUUGAAGAUGUAAUAUCUUUAGACUAUAUUGAUGGAGAACCCGAGCCAUUGAAUAAUUUUGGCUUUUUGAUACACUCAAACUUGAUGAAUGUCGAGUACAUGAACUCGGGAAUGCAGAUAUCUAAAAAACCACCAAGCUAUAUACUAUGGCUUCCUAAGUUUAGAGGCCACUUGGGAACUCCAGGAUAUGGCCCUAUUCAGCACCAAAUUAAUCGCCAUCCUACCCAUACUCGAAUUAACAUAAUGAUGAAAAAUGAUAACAGCCUCAAUGAUAAGAUAGUUAUGGAUAUAGAUUUGUUUUCUGGAUUGAAACUCGCUGACUACACGCUAAAAGUUAUUGACCAAAUGAUUAAUUUGGGUAAUAUUAGUCUAAUUACGAAUAGGCUAUAG